Podarcis lilfordi (Lilford's wall lizard) is the source of this 20320-nucleotide messenger RNA. NCBI's taxonomy places the organism in Eukaryota, Metazoa, Chordata, Lepidosauria, Squamata, Lacertidae. The record is from the annotation of a GenBank genome assembly.
AUGAACGUGACGAGCUUGUUCUCCUUCACAAGCCCAGCUGUUAAAAGACUGCUAGGAUGGAAGCAAGGGGACGAAGAGGAAAAAUGGGCUGAGAAAGCUGUCGAUGCCCUAGUAAAAAAACUGAAGAAGAAAAAAGGAGCAAUGGAAGAGUUGGAGAAGGCAUUGAGCUGCCCAGGUCAGCCCAGCAACUGUGUCACAAUUCCUCGUUCGCUGGAUGGGAGGCUCCAGGUGUCCCAUCGGAAAGGGCUGCCCCAUGUAAUUUAUUGCCGUGUGUGGCGCUGGCCUGAUCUGCAGAGCCAUCAUGAACUUAAACCACUGGAAUGCUGUGAGUUUCCCUUUGGUUCAAAGCAGAAGGAAGUUUGCAUCAAUCCCUAUCACUAUAAGCGAGUGGAAAGUCCUGGUAGGUAUCUUCGUGUAUACUUUGAUUUUAUUAGCUUACGCAAUGCCUUUUCCCAACAGCUCAACUGCAAUCAGAUUUAAGAUUAUAGGACUGCUAAACUAGAGAAAUAGAAUGCACAGCUUGUUGGGAGUAGAUCCUAGAAUCAUAAGAGUUGGAAGGGACCCUGAGCAUCAUCUAGUCCAGCCCCCUGCUAUGCAGGAUUAUACAGCUGUCCCUUACGGGGAUCGAACCUGCAGCCUUGCCAUUAUCAGCACCACACUCUAUCCAAUGGAACUAUCUCAGUUAUCUUAGUUAUACUACUGAACCAUCUUAAGACAGUAGCGCGCCACAUCUAUGCUUACUCAUGUAUUCAAGAUAGAUUCUGGUACUUGUAGGGCAUAAUAAACUGAUAUACUUCACUCUCUCCUUGUACAUUAUAGCUGUAAUCUCUGUGUUACAAAUACUAUGUGACUCUUAAAAAAAUCAGUAGGUUAGUAAUGGCUCCCUGUGGUAGAGGAAGUGAAAGUAAAACUUGCAGUGGCAUAUGACCUUCAGCAGUGCAUUCUGCUAAGCAGUGAAAUAAACUAGCUGCUUUGAUGACUAUGUGUCUGGGACUGUUGACUUCCUAUAUUAGACCUGGGUGCAGCAGGGAUCUUGUUGGAAGCCAGCCUCAAGUUGUCUGUCCCACAUUGGGGAAAACUGCUCAAAAGCUCAUGAGAAUAGUAGAUCUGUUGCCCUUGCAAGAACUGAAUAAAUCUUUCCCUAGUUCCACACUAGAUUUUAGUACACCUGGUGUUUUUAUAAGAGAUUAUAAACAUUGAAUGAGAGGGGCAGAACUGAUUCCAUAGUUGUGCACUGUUUUGGGGCUGUGUAGCAAAUAGGGACACGGGUGGCGCUGUGGGUAAAACCUCAGCGCCUAGGACUUGCCGAUCGCAUGGUCAGCGGUUCGAAUCCCCGCGGCGGGGUGAGCUCCCGUUGUUCGGUCCCAGCUCCUGCCCACCUAGCAGUUCGAAAGCACCCCUAAGUGCAAGUAGAUAAAUAGGUACCGCUUUAUAGCGGGAAGGUAAAUGGCAUUUCUGUGUGCUGCUCUGGUGCCAGUUCGCCAGAGCAGCUUCAUCACGCUGGCCACGCGACCCGGAAGUGUCUGUGGACAGCGCUGGCUCCCGGCCUCUAGAGUGAGAUGAGCGCACAACCCUAGAGUCUGUCAAGACUGGCCUGUACGGGCAGGGGUACCUUUACCUUUACCUUUACUAGCAAAUAGGUAGGUGGUUGCGCAGUAAAUCUAUUUUCCAUAACCACAUUUGGAAAGCUAGUGUAAUUUUUGUUCAGUGAAUUACUUUGAUAGACCAGAACUGGUUCUCUCUCCGCUUUAAACUGGAGGACGGAGAGAGAUUGCUAUGGAUAAAAGUUGCAGGGAGUAUCCCAAUUAUUCCAAGUAUCCCAAUUUGCAUACUUGAGCUCCAGAAAACUGUACUAUAGAUAUUUUGUGUGUGUGUGUGUGUAUGGGGGGGGGUGAACACUGUGAAAAGUGAUAUGCCAUUUGGAAAGCUGAGACUGCUAACUGCAGCUGAAGGGCAGGAGUAACUUAAAACUGGCAAUUCAAAGCUUGGAGAAUCCAAGCUUUAUCAGCAUGCUUCCUGGUAAGAUUGCUGCAUAUAUGUAGAGACGGGAGGAGGAAGAAGUGAUAGGGGAAGCUUGUCGUCAUCUGGCAAACACUCCAGCACAAUUGUCGGAAAGAAGUGCCUUGCGCAGGCAUGUCUGUAACAGCUAGCUAUAACGGACUAUACAAAGCCAUGGGCUGUGUACACAAAAGUGUUGUAGUUUAAAAGACUAUGCUAAGUCUAACUAGCUGAUUUUUGGUAAAUAUUUAAACAUGCCUUUGACUCUAAUGUAAUAAGGGAUCAUGUUUGUCUCCUCCUGGAACUGUAAGGAUGUGUAUUCUGGACUUGGAAACUUUGUGUUUUGUGAAGUCUUUUGUUUUGUAAUGCAAAGGUAGCAGUCCUUCAGUGACUACCUUUUGACUUCAAACUAAUUCUUUCCUUUUACAGAUCCUAAAUAUUGUAUGCCUCAGUACAGCAAACUUCCAAGUAAUUACACUUAACACAGUCUACUCCUCCCAGGCUGGGCUUCUCUCGUAUCUGCAUUUUCAAGUUAACAAUUUAAAUGACUAACGCAGGUGUGCUCUAGUCAUAUUUGGAAGACUCAAGUGCACUCUUUUGACCUUAGGAUUAAAUUGCAAAAGGAAGAAAGAACAAGCAAUUUAGCUAAUUUGUUAAUGUGCUGAAAUUCAUUUUAAUUGGAUAUAACCACCAGAUUAAGAGCUGUAGCUCUCUUACCUUGUUAUCUGUCCUGGAAGUAGGGUUGCAAAUCUUUUCCUCCCUCUCCCACUGGCAGCAGAGUUUUUUUCAAUAAUUCUACCACAUGGAUAAAUCUGUAGGUUAAGUUCUUAAACAUUGAGGUGUAAGCUUGGAACCCCUCUGCAUGUAGUUUAGGCAGGUGGUGGAAGGCAGUAAGUUUCAAGCAGAACAAAGAAAAACUGGCAAUCUUCUUGGUAUAUGUAUCUGCCAUGCUAAUUCUUCCUUCCUAAAUUGGAGGAUGCCUUGUCACACCUGAGCAAAGAGUGGUUUUACUUUUUAAAAAUAUUAUUAAUAUUACAUUUAUAUCCUACCUUUGUUCCCAAGAGAGUCCAUUUUCCUGGGUAAAUAGCUAGUAGUGAUGAUGCUUGUGUGUGUGUGUGUGUGUGUGUGUGUGUAUGUUUGAAAUCCGAUGUAUUCUGUAAACUUGGACAUUUUGGAACACUUGGCUGGUAUGUGCUUUAAAACAUUGAAGACAGAACUGGCUUCUGGUUUCCUUGUAAACUUUCCUUGUAAAGAGCCUCUGGGAUGAAUAAUUUGUCUUGACCUCAGUUUUUGUUGUUCUUGGGACUUGGCCCACUCUAUAGUAAGAGGGGAGGAUAUUAAGGCUCCCCUUAAGAGACACUGUCUGAUUUGCAGUUUUAUUAUAUUACUUAAACGGCCUUCCCUAAACUUUCCUCCAGUUGUUGUUGGGCUCCAACUCCCAUCACUCCAGCCAACAUAGCCAGUGGUCAUGGAUGAAGGGAGUUGCAGUUCAGUGACAUCUAGAGAGCCACAAGUAGGCCAACCUUAAGUAUCUGUGCUAGUAUCUCCUUCGUAGAUAGUGAAAUGAGUGGUUCGGUGUGGUUUUUUUAAGGCACACAUGCACACACAUUUAAUUUAAAUACACACACUUGGUUAGCAGCAACUGUCUCAACAAGCCUUACGUAAAACUCUUAGGUGCUGGGAUAACCUGUUAAAAUAUUUCCUGAACCAAUUUCCUGUAAUGUAUGCAAGUUUUAGCCAGCACACAAGCAAAUAUAAUGUGGAGUAUUGUCAUUAAAAGUUAGGUCUUGAGGUGUACAAUGUAAACCAAAAGUAUAUUUACAUUUUGUGAUGUGAUGCCCUGGAUGAAUCCCUCUAAAAUGCUUGAAAUCAUCUUCUGCAAUAGCGAUGAGCUUCGAUACUGAACUUGGUGUCUUUAAGUGGAUGCCAGUGUAAUUCAUGAGUCAGCAGUGGCUCCAUGGUUUCCAUGACUAAGAACAUAUCUAGGCAUUCAGUCCUCAUGUGAUUUAUUAUCAUGUGGGGGCGAAAAGGAGGAACAUGCUUGCUAGCCUGGCUUCCCUCUUCUCCCAGUCACAUUCCCCUGAUGACCAGUCCCAGCCAUUUUAGUGGGAUUCAUUUAGGGGUAGGUUUUUUAGGGUUUUUUACAUCAGUUGAUGGAAUGAUACACAGUGCUAGAAACUCCUUAAACCAAUGUUACAGUCGCCAAAACGGAAUGUCUGGUUGCCAUUUUUGGGGCAAGGUGGCUCCUGUGUCUUAUUUUUUCAAAUGAUGGACUGAAUGAUUAUCAGUUAAACAUCUGGCUAGUUCAGAUGACAACCUUUCGCUAGGUGAAGAACUAUGAGAACUUAAUGAAGAAAAGUCACUUUAUCCAGGGACAGUCCACAUAUAUAUUGGCCUAUUCCUACCUCUUUCUCUUAAUGGUUACACUGACCAUUCAUAACGUAAGAGUACAGUGGUACCUCGCAAGACGAAUGCCUCGCAAGACGGAAAACUCGCAAAACGAAAGGGUUUUUGGUUUUUUGAGUUGCUUCGCAAGACGAUUUUCCCUAUGGGCUUGCUUCGCAAGACGGAAACGUCUUGCAAGUUUGUUUCCUUUUCUUAAAACCGUUAAUACAGUUGCGACUUGACUUCGAGGAGCAACUCAUAGCACGCGGUGUGGUAGCCUUUUUCAGGUUUUUGAAGACUUUGGUGAUUUUUGAAGCUUUUCCAAAACUUUUCCGACACCGUGCUUCGCAAGACGAAAAAACUGCAAGACGAAAAAACUCGCGGAACGAAUUAAUUUCGUCUUGCAAGGCACCACUGUAUGAGUAUUCUUCGCAGCUGUGAGCAGGGCAGCGGGGUGGAGUAAGUGAAGACAAACGACAACCAUUAACUAUAAUGUUGUUCACUGCUCCUGCUCAGGCUGCACAGAAAAAGCAUUUUGGUUCCUGAAAUUCAUUCUGCUUGUUCAGAUAGCAUCCUGAACUACAACUACUCCAAGCUAUAUAGUUUUGGAAGACCUAAUGUUAAUACUGUAUAGUGUUGUCUUGAAACUGUAACGUAGGCUGCAACACAUUUGAUCUCAACUAUGCAACAGGCUAGUUUCUCAUUGGUAGGCUUGUCUUCUAUGCCUGCUACGUAACAUGCAGACAUAAUAAUCCAUGCUUUUAGUGUAGAUGUGAACAGUUAUGGCCUAAUGCAGGGGUCAGCAAUUUUUUUCAGCAAGGGGCCGGUCCACUGUCCCUCAGAUCUAUAUUUUGAAAAAAAUUAAUGAUGCAAGAGCACCAUGAGCCCCGGUGGCUGCUUGCCUGUGUCUUGCAAGCGGCAGGGGCUGGCGGCGGCAGGAUGAUGAGCGGCACGCGAAAAGGCUCUGGAGAGAGGCUGCUUAAAAUGGCGGCCACUCGAGCGCUGCUGCUGCUGGCACCAACAAAGCCCAGCCCCCUUCCUCCUCUAGGCAGGGCGGGGAGAAGCCAGGAGGAGGGAGGGAGGAGGUGCUGCUGCCAUGUGAGAGAGAGGUAAAGAACACAUGCACUGGUGAUCCACACGCAAUUCCCGGACUGUCUGCGGGCUGGAUCUAGAUUUGGCCCGCGGACCUUGGUUUGCUGACCCAUGGCCUAAUGUGAUUGGAUGCACGCUGUGGUUAUCACCUGUACUAUGACAUUCACCUUUCAAGAAGGCCUUUCAGAAGUGCAGAAGAGGGAAAGAGAGUAGGGACAAGGUGGGCUACAUCUAUUGUGCUUGGCAACACUGCUGUGCAGCAACACAAACUUUUAGUUAGUAACCAUCACUAGGUGAACAAAGCAGACAUUCCUGACGACAGAGUUGCUCUAGAGAGAGUACCAGAACGCAACUGCUCUCCUUGUAAAUCAGUUCCUUUUUCAUUUCAAGAAAGGAAAGUGAUAACGCUCUACAGCUGUAUCCUCCAGUAUCUUGCAACCUCUCCAAAUAACAGAUCAGUGCCUCUUGGUUACUUUGCAGCAACAGGUGUGCUUGGCUCAACAUAGCCAAAGUCUCAAGCUGUCUCUUCAAUUAUGCCUCUUCCUCUGGGCUGGCAGCUACUUCUGAGAUCAGCUUCCUUUCCUGCUGUGUCGAAUUUUAGCAAUUUAUUUUGUACAGUGGAGGUGUCCAACUUGAUCAAGCUAAGCGUGCUUAUCCCAAUCCAACUACAGGCAGGUUUUUCAUCUGAACCUCUUGGGGUUUUGCCCUCUUGCUCAAGGAUGUUAAUUUGGGGGACCCGGGUCACUGGGAAGCUCCUGUGCUUUUACUGAUGGCACUGGUGGGAAGAUUUCCUAGCGCAGAAAUGGGAGAAGCCACACUCAAGUCGACCUGCUGCUUUUUUAAAGGUGUCUGAAAAGGUAUAGAAUCCUUCUCAGAGUCUGGGACAGGCAACUCUUCCCAGCUCAAUUGCUAGCAUUUGUAUCCCACCAGGGGGGUCCACUAACUCACUACUAGCUGCACUAAAAGUGAUGUGUAUAGGUUGAAGUAUGAAUGUUUGUCUUCUGUUGCAGCAGGUUCAGACUGAAGCCUCUUGCCAUUUCUGGGACCUAUAUUAGUUCUUGGUCCCACAUCUCUGCUUCUGAGAGCACACUUCACGGUGCUUGUGUUUUGCAAAUUGUGUUUUUAUUAAGGGAAAUCUCACGAUAGGCAGCUUUCACAUACUUUCGCAAUGUGGGAGAGUCUUAAAUUAGCGACAUGGUUUCCAUGAGCUGUUAAGGAAACGCCGUACCAAAAGCGACACUUUCUUUUCCCCUCUGCCCUUUGUCUGUCGUUUGCAUGGAAAAUCCAGUGUCUCUGGAACCUUGGAGAAAAUGACUAGUGUAUCCACUUUUAGAUUGCUAAAAGCACUUUGAAGAUUCUCUUUCCAGCUAUUCUCGAAAUGCAAAACAAGCCCCCCCGCCCCCCCCAAAACUUAGUGUUUCAUAUGCCUUUGUUUAAAUGUGUGAGAGAGGAGAGGAAAGAUGUGGCUUGUUGUAGUAAUCAAGGCAUGAGUUAUUCUAGGCUCAGUCUCCUUACAGGAACCCAGGAGAAGAUGCAACAUUUUCAACAGAUACCAGGGGAACUGUUAAUGUCCUGACCUGGUGCCCAUAGGCAGUAAUGGGCUGAAUGAAGGGAAAUAACUUGAAGCAAAAUUCAGAAAAGACAGGUGAUCGCGGUUAGAGAGAUGGACUCUUGGGAUAUGGAUUUGGCUUGUUCUGGACAAGACUUGAAAAAUGGGCUUCGUCAUUUGGGGGCACUCCUACAUCAGGCUCUGCAUCUAGAUGUCCAAAUAGUGCUGUUGCUGAAGAUGCAGGGAGUUCACAGGAAGCCAGGUGACAGAAGAUUCAGAGAAGGCAGGUUGUUUGUCUAGAAAUUGUGUCUCAUGGGGGUAGUGACCUUGGGCAAGGAUGCCUUUGCCCAGCUUAGGUUGGUGCACUAUCUGCAUCUGUUCCAGAAAAGAUCGGACCCAGCCACAGUAACGCAUGCCUUGGUUGCAUCCAGGUUGGAUUACUGUAAUGUCCUCUGCAUGAAAUUGCCUUGAGACUUCAGAAACUUGCAGCUGGUCCAGAAUCUAAUUGCAAGGAUGUCACCAAAGAUACCACACCACACAGAUUCUGUAAUACCUGCGUUUGUUGCAAAAUUAUUUCCUUCACAUAAUUUUAAGUGCCGGUGAUGACAGUUAAAACAAUAAAUGGCUUUGUGCCAUGAUACCUGGAUCUAUACCUAAGAUGGAUUAGAGAGACCCAUCUGAGUCCCAUUCAUAGUUGAGGAAGAUAUAUGGAGAGCCUUCUCAGUGGCUGCAUCCAGAUUGUGGAAUACCUCGCCCAGCAAGAUCUAUUUUGCCCCUUCUUACACAUUUCAUUGCUCACUUGUUAAAACUUCCCUGUUCUGGCAACUAUAUAUCUAGCUGGGCAGGUGAAUUUCAUAUGCUGAAGCCUCAUUUGAGAAUGUUCUGACUCUCCCAGCCCGUUUCUGAGUUUUGUGCUGUUCUCUUUUAUGGGAAUGUGCUUUUAGUUUUUUAAUUGUUGUAAAAUGCCAAGUACAAAUGCAUUGGAAGAGUCUGUUUAAUGCAAAUGCACUGGACAGACUGGGUAAAAGUUUAACAAAUAAAAGAGAAAAGGCAGCUUAAUGUAAAUAUAGUCAUAUGGUGGGGGUGCUGGGAGAAUCCUAAUGUUGUGUAUAUACUGAGGGCAUCUGAGCUCAUGGAGUUUGACCAGAGAAGGGAUCUUAGGGUCAUGGUGGAUAGCUCACUGAAAAUAUUGACUCAGUUUGCGGCAGAUGUGACAAGGGUGAAUUACCUCAGGAUCAUUAGGAAAAAAACAAAAAACCAAUUCUUCCAAUACCAUUUUUAGUGUGACCAUGCUUAGUAUACUGUGUACAGUCCAUGUUCAACUGUCUGGUGUCUGACUUCUUCCUAAGUUGGGUCUAAAGCUUUGGGAGCAGCCCAAUUCAGACUACUUUGGAGAAGGCCCAUUUUGUAUCAGACAAGGCCCAAAUCCUUCCAAAGUUGCCUAUUUGGUUCUGGAUUUGGAUUCUCUCUGAAGCAGAUGCAUACUCCUACUAUAUACAGUAGUACCUCGGGUUACAUACGCUUCAGAUUACAUAUGCUUCAGGUUACAGACUCCGCUAACCCAUAAGUAGUACCUCGGGUUAAGAGCUUUGCUUCAGGAUGAGAACAGAAAUCGCAUGGCGGCAGCAGGAGGCCCCAUUAGCUGCAGUGGAACCUCAGGUUAAGAACAGUUUCAGGUUAAGAACAGACCUCCAGAACGAAUUAAGUUCUUAACCCGAGGUACCACUGUAUAACAUGACUUUCAGGAUCCUUGGGAAUCUGCUGCUUAAUACUAGUUGCUAGGGAGCAACAAUGAGGGAGGGUUUUUUGUCGUCAUAUUCUGCCCGUGAGUUUCCCAUAGAUAUCUAGUUGGCAACUGUAGGAAACCGUAGCAUUUCAGUAUUAACCUUUUAGCACAUUGCUUAUACUAAAAAUAAACUUUCAGCUGUUGUCUCUUUAAGUUCUCUGUCCAUAGCCUAUGUAGUGCUAUCAUUGUCUUCAGAAGAAUUUUCUAGUUAACAAGGUUUUGGCUUACAAACCAUUAAGUGGUUAGCAAGCCAGCAAAAUGCACUAAAAGUUUCAAACGUUGGCAUUAAAUAUACAAAACACUGCUCCAUGUUUUGUAAAUAAAAACGCAGCAAAUUCCUUUGAUCAUCUUGUUUCCAGCUACUGUGAAAACUGAGUUUACAACUCUGGGACCCUGGCAGUCAGUGUGCCACUGUAUGAAUUUAAGUUAUGUAAUGACAGGAUCCAGUGAAGUGUCCUUGCUGAGCCCUGUUUGUUCCUAGAACGUGAAUACCUCACAUGCAAUGGUUGCAUCCAUGGAAGAGUUUGCCUUUGUUCUGUAAGUGUGGUCUUGAACUAAGUUUUUGGUUUUUCUCUCCCCCCCCCCCCUUUCCAGUUCUUCCUCCAGUGCUUGUUCCGAGACACAGUGAAUACAACCCACAGCACAGUCUCCUGGCUCAAUUCCGCGUGCCACAAAACGAGCCACACAUGCCACACAAUGCUACUUUCCCAGACUCUUUCCAACAACCCAAUAGCCAUCCUUUUCCUCACUCGCCUAACAGCAGCUACCCAAACUCCCCGGGAAGCAGCAGUGGCACCUAUCCUCACUCACCUGCCAGCUCGGACCCAGGAAGUCCUUUCCAGAUGCCAGGUAAGCUUGCUCCAAGAGGCCUUGGUAGUAAGUUCUCAGUGUUAGGAGCAUGGUUGGGACACUUGUUCUGCUUGGGUCAAUAUCUCAUGGCAACCAAUGAAAAUGCAAAACAUUUGCAUGCUUUUAAAGGUUUCUUUAUGGCAAUUAAAACUACAGUGGAACCUUGGUUCUUGAACUUCAUCUGUUCUGGAGGUCCAUUUGACUCCCGAAACCAUUGGAAAACCAAGGUGCAGCUUCCGAUUGCCUGCAGGAGCUUCCUGCACUCAAGUGGAACCCGCAGCGCAUGUUUGGCUUCCGAAAAACGUACAAAAACCGGAAUACUUAACUUCCGGGUUUGCCGUGUUCGGGAGCCGAUUUGUUCAACAACUAAGCCGUUCAAGAACCAAGGUGUGACUGUACAUACUUUUUGUCAAAAACCAUAAUUUUAUGAUCAGUGCAAUUGGGACAAUAGCUGUAAUUUUUGCCCACUGAACCUUUGGAUGUGUUAAACUUUCACCUGUCAGUUCUUGGAAACUGUGAAUAGGUGUUGCGUAAUGUCUCUCUGGCUUUACCUAGUCUGCAAAGAAAAGUUUUUGAAACUACGGAGCAUCCAAGGAUUUUAAUGAAUUACCACAUAAAGAUAGCAUUAAAAGAUUUAUCUUAGCUGAUCGUGAGAGCAUUAUGCGCUGCUAGAGAAUUGGUCACUGGAAAUUGGACCCAUAGAGUUAUUCACUAGCUAGAACUUCAUUUGUAGAAAAUGAUGUAGCAUAACCUUGAAGUUAGUUACGAAUCUGGUAAAAAAAUGAGGGGAGCUGCACUUGCCCUCUAGAUUAGAAGUCAAAGCAGUGAGGUGCUUUGUUCAACUAGGAUUCCAGAUUGGUGCUAGAAGAUCAAAUCCAAAUGACCAGGGGAAAGCAAUUGUCCAUUAAAAAUAAAACAAAACCCACACUUCGCAUUGGUUCAAGAAGGAGGUUCAACUUUACAGUGGUGCCCCGCAAGACGAAUGCCUCGCAAGACGGAAAACCCGCUAGACGAAAGGGUUUUCCGUUUUGGAGGUGCUUCGCAAAAUGAAUUUCCUAUGUGCUUGCUUCGCAAGACGAAAAUGUCUUGCGAGUUCCUGCGGGGUUUUUUUCCUUUCCCCCCCCUUUUUCCCAAGCCGCUAAACCGCUUAUCAGCUGAUGGCUAAGCCGCUUAUCAGCUGAUCUUUAAGCCGCUUAACAGCUGAUGCUAAGCCGCUUAUCAGCUGAUCUUUAAGCCGCUUAACAGCUGAUGCUAAGCCGCUUAUCAGCUGAUGGCUAAGCCGCUUAUCAGCUGAUCUUUAAGCCGCUGAACAGCUGAUGCUAAGCCGCUUAUCAGCUGAUCUUUAAGCCGCUUAACAGCUGAUGCUAAGCCGCUUAUCAGCUGAUCGUUAGCCGCUUAUCAGCUGAUCUUUAAGCCGGCUAAGCCGCUAAUACUGUAGCGCUAAGCCGCUAAACCUCUAAUGGGCUUGCUUCGCAAGACGAAAAAACCCACAAGACGAAGAGACUCGCGGAACGGAUUCUUUUCGUCUUGCGAGGCACCACUGUAUUAGUAGAAGUAUCUUAUGACAUGAGUUUACAGUGUCUCAAAAGGGCAAAUAGACAAAGAGUAGCAUGAAGUUUGCUCUUUUUAAUGUUGCACAGAAAUAGCCUUUUCUCACUGUUCAUUAGUUCUUCCAAAUCUCUCUUGUGUGUUUUGGGUUGUAAAAAGAUACUAAAGAACUGCUCAGUUGUGUUUAAACUUCUAAAAAAUUAAACCAAUGUAGGAACACACAAACAUGGAUGAAGAGAAGAAGUAUUCAAACUAUUCCUGGUGUAGCAAUCAACAACUGUAUAGCUGGUGACAGCUUAAACCUAAGGAUUCUGGCUGGCUACCCAGCAAUAAACUGGGCUUAGCAGCACUGAUGUCAACAGCACAUGAGUGUAAAUCUUGCUAUGUACUGGAUUGCAGCCCCUGUUUGCUAGUUACUUGGUUCAUCUCCUAAUUGAAAUGCUUUAUUUUGAUGUGAUCAUGCAUUAACAGCUUACCUGAAAGCCACAGGCCACCAGUAAUUCCAUGCAGGUGAGUGGGCUGGUGGAGGAAGGACAGAUCACUCCAUUCUCCUCUGCCAUUUGGUUUCUGUUCUAGAUGUGGAGGAAGGAAAGCCUGAUCCUCAGUUCUGUCCCUCCUCUGUCAUUCCACUCAAUCAAAUGCAUUUUUAAAAAAACUAGCCUGCAUUUCUGCACAUCUUUAAAAGAGGGGGGCUUCCCUUCCAGCAUGAGAAUAUGGGUUCCUCUUAGUAGGUUGGCAACUUUAAUUGGCUUCUUUGUAAGGCUGCUUUAGCUGCUGUUAGUUCUGUUGCAGCACCAUAAUAGGGAAUUAUUGCUGUUGGAACUGGGAAGGUAGGAAAAACUGAAGUACAAUAGUGUUGGCUGAAAUCUUUUUCCAGCAGGACUGAUAUUUAUUAAGCACCUAAAAUCACUAUUGUCAGGGAACUGACAUCGGAGCUAGAGGCGGAGGGAAGGCUCUCAAAUGAUGCUGGAGAAGGGCCCAGAAGGGAGAGAGGCAGCUCAGCAGAUGGGGAAGCAAUUCAGCGCAACACCAGGAAUAAAGAGGGGCAGAUGGGGGAAUCGGCGAGAGGGCUCCCAGACUCUUCACCGGACACCAGUGGGGAGAGCACGGGUCCCCCGCUACCCACGCCCACCCUGCGCAGAAGACUUCCGCGCAGAGAGAGUAGGAGGAGACUGGGUGUCAAACAACUUUUAUGUUGGAAAAGGUUUAAGAAACGCCCACUGACGGAUUCUGCUAGCGACUGAGGCAGCCACGAAGUGAAGGGCUGUCCAGACUGAAAGGUUUAACAAGGCAACAAAGCCAGGAGAGGCAGCAACUUACGCACGAGCAACCCAUACUCUUUACAACUAUCUAUGAUAAACAUACAUUAAAAAAACAAACCUCCUCAAGAUCGCUUAUCUCAUGUAGAAUAACUUUACCUUUAUCUGCUUCAAAGCCUAAUUCCGUAAAAAAGAAACUCUAAACUAUUAUUCCUUGAUCAGAAAAUAAUGGCUUCCGUUGUUAGCCUUGUUUAUAAGAGUUUAGUUUUGUCUAGCAAGUCUCACUUGAGACACAGGAAUGAAGGGUUUUAUUGGGUUAUCAUAAAUAGGUGGAAAUGGUUGCUUGACCUGUCUUAGCACUUUCUACUAAUGUACAAAGAGAAAUUAAAUUAUCUGUCCUGUAUGUUUCCAAUUUAGCUGAUACUCCCCCUCCUGCUUAUCUGCCUCCAGAAGAUCAGAUGACACAGGAUGGUUCACAGCCAAUGGACACCAAUAUGAUGGCACCUUCAAUUCCUCCAGAAAUAAGCAGAGGAGGUGAAACUUUUAGGUUUUUUUCUCCCCCUUUUAAUAAGAAAUGUGGUCUAACAUAUAUAUGUGGCAUGUGGAGUAUAAACAUGGUUGUAGCAUACAUUUUAUGAAUAGGAAGCUGUGAAUGAUCAUAUCUGAAUUAUGGACUUCCAGUAAGUUUCUGGUUGGCCACUGUGAGAACAGGGUGCAGGACUAGAUUUUCUGAUCCAACAGAGGUGGCCUUAGGUUCUUAUGAUUUAUAAUGGUGCACUCAUGCUCUGGACUAAGAGUCUGGCAUAAUAGUAAGUAAAUGUCAGUGGAUGUCUUCUCCCCAAGUAACAAGGUAUGAAAAAUGGUGUUUCAGCCAAACUUGCACCAAAUCAUGCACUGCUUCUUCCUCCUCAUAGCUGCAGGCAAGAUGCUCAGAUAACCAAAGUGUGCAUUCUGUGCCAGCAAGAUUAUUUUUGUAGCCAUCUUGGAAAAAUAAGAGUAGACAACCUCUUGGUUAUUUAACAUUUUGUUUUAAAGCUGGCUCACAACUGAUAAAGCAAAUCUUUGGGUAGUUUUGCUGAUCUGUUCAUUUCAUGUUGCUUGUUGCUGACAAAAGCAAGAAGCAAAUUUAUCCUUGUUUAUGCCUGAUUCUGUAGACCUUCUGCACACAUUAGUUUUCUGAUUGUCCUGUAUCUUUGUCCUGUCAUUCUUGCAUUCCUUAGGAAUAGCCCCAGUAAGCAGAGGGCUGUGUGUCUAACCAGUCUUUAAGUGUUUGUUUGGAUAUUCUGGUCACAACAAACUGCUGUGUACUGGGUCGUAAGAGAUGCAUAUAAAUAGUGUGCUUCUCAUUAGGUUGGCUCCAGUUCAUGUGGCAGGAUCAUAAAAUUUCUGCCACCGGCACUGCCACAUGUAGUGUUGUGUGUUGGCUAGACCAUGACCAUAGCAGUUUCAUCCAAGAGCACUGUCAAGAUGGCUGGAUCUGGAACCAGAUUAUUUUUACAAGCUGUGUUGUUACCAGAAAUCACAGCACUUGCAGCGUUACCCACUUCUGUGUUCACAAUGGCAGUUUCCUGCACGCCCUUCCCACUGUGGCUUUGGGGCCAGAUAUUUUAGCAGGAGGCAGGGAACAGUAUGUACUGGACAGCUGAAGGAUGUUGCAAUCACAAGCACAGAAGUAGUAAUACUGCAGGCCCAACGACUAGUAGCAACUAGUGGCAGAUGCUCCCUCUAAAUCUGGUAACUUUUUCCUCCCCUGAUCUUAAUAUCCCUCCCUUCCCGUUUUUUUUUUCUUUUUAGAGGGUGAAACUACACUUGCUUAUUUCCUUUACACUUACAUUGUUUACGCACACCUGUUUCCCUUAAUUCUGUGAGCUCAUUUCUCUACUCCUGUACCUCUACCUGGUACGUACGGUCACAUCCUUUGUUUUAUAGCCCUUCAGAAAAGGUCUGCUGAAGUUCGCAUAUAGGAAGGGCACCGGCAGUAAACGUAGGCUCAAGCACUCUCGCUGCAGACAUUUAGAGAGGCCUGUUCUUUGUGAAGAUUUGUUAGUCUUAAGAGAUUUGACUUAACAAGCUGCAUCCUGUCAAUGAAGUUGGGUAACUCCUAUUGUUGGCUCAUGCUGGGAAUGGAGAGACAAAGCACACCUGCUCUGCAUGACUUAAGGCAAAUGUGAGGAAGUUAGUAUGAAAUCUGUGUGAGAGAGAUAUGAUUUCAUUCUGCAGGAAUGGCCAGCUGGCAGGAUUUCUUCCCCAGUUUGAGAACUAGGGCAAAGCUGUGUGCAGCCUUAAUGGUUGCUGGCAUCUUACUGUGAAGAGAGCACCUACUAAUAAUUAAAGGCUGCCGUACAGUGACUUGAAAGGAUUAAAAAUAUCAUGGCUUGUUUGAAUCAGCACUUCUUUGCAUAGCUUUGGUAAUCAGUGAACAGGAUGGAGAAAAGCCUUAUUUACAAAAAAGUAUAUACCGCUGUAUCAUAAAAAUAUACCAGCAGUUUACAACAAAAUAAAAACAGUUUAUAUUGUGGUAGGUUACGAUAUAUUAUAAGUUUAAAAACUAGUUAAAAGCAAAAAGAAAUGAAAAAAACAAACAACAAUAGACCAUGAUGAGGGAUGUACUCUUAAUUGCCUGCAUAAGCCUGAUGGAAUAGAAAAGUUUUCAGCAGGUGUUUCAAAGUUGGCACAGAAGGUGGCUAUUGGCAAGGUGCUCCACAGGACUGGCCAAUGGCACUAAAGGCUCAAAUUCUCAUUGUUGUCAUAUGAGGCUCACCAGCUUGGGGAAUAUAGUCUGCCAUCUUCAGUUCCAUAGAAUUGGUUUCCUACAGCCAAAACUAUAUUUGUUACUGUCAUUGGUUGACUCUCCCUUCUUAACUACCACAAGUCACUGUGGUGUAGUGGUUUGUGUCAGACGAAGGCUGAGAGUUCUCAAAUUCAGAUCCCAAUCUGGCCAUGAAGCCCACUUUGGGCCAGGUGGAAAAAGGCCUGCAAGGCAGGGAGCAGAUCUUCCAGGAGUCACAGCUAAGAUGGUCAGAGUGCCCCAGGAGGUCAUUAUGAUGGACAACUGAGGCCAGGGUAUGCCAGCCCAGCAACAGCUGUAGUACAAACACUCCUAACUGAAGAAGGCAAUUGGGACUUCUGUGGCUGGCUGAAAUCCUGGAGUACUAGGAACCUCUUCCUUCAGGGACAGUGCAACCCAUUCUGGAUUGGGUCAUCCACCUGAUUCCUGAACACAGGAACCACCUACCCACAACACCUCUGUGUUAGAAGGAUUCACUCUCAGUUGGUUGGUUUCCAACAAGCCCAUCACUGCUUCAGGGCCAACAGCAUUUUCUCAGCUUCGGAUCCAGUUGACAUGGACAGAUAAGUGCUAAGUACUUGCAACACCAUGCUCCAAAUCCCCAGCAACCAGUGGUUUAACAUGGCAGUUGAGUUACCAUAGGAGACAGAAUGGAUCCUAAAGGGUGAGACCCUGACUUGCAAGUGCAACUCCACCAUGAUAUGGACAUUUGCUCAAGGUGGCAAAGUCUUUUGAGCAAUAGUUCCUGGUUCAAAGCAUACAUUUUGAAUUGCAUACUGUCCAAUGACUUCAUUGUAAAUAGGCAUGGUUUACGGUAGCACAUCUGGGUUUACUAAAGCGUUGAAGCGGGCUGUGAUGAAAAGGAUUGCCACUAGAAGACCAGUCAACAUGGUUUGGUAAAUUGAGUGAGACCUGGUAGUUUUCUUUCUAGCUCAUUUGCCACACAAACACAGCCCACCUGCUCAAACAUAGAGAUAAGUAAAGCUUACUGGUUACAAUCAUUUUGGGGGGAAGCCAGUCUAAUCAUUCUACUGCAGGGACUCUCAACCUAACCAAUUAGUAGAUUAUCAGUACUGCAGUCGCAGUUUUUGUGAGUCUACUUUUAAAGCAGGGUGGUAAAAAGAAUCUGCUCACUGCUUAUUAAAGUACCAGUUAGAGCUCCUUCUCUUUUCGCUAUGUGGAGGCUUUGAUUGAAUUGCUAGUGUGGCUCAUAUGUAUUGCAUAAUAGGGCAUUGUGGGAGAAUGACUUCUAAUUAGCAGCUGCGUAGCCAGAUUAUUUUUUUCCCCUUUUGGUUCUUCAGUGAUCUUAAGCCAAAACCUACACACUGAAAAUAAAUAAAACUUUAAAGCUCAGGAACUCAUUAAUUCUAGUGUCACUGAUUUCUGAUUUUCCUCCUUUCCAGAUGUUCAGGCAGUUGCUUAUGAAGAGCCAAAACACUGGUGCUCUAUUGUCUACUAUGAGCUUAACAAUCGUGUUGGAGAGGCAUUUCAUGCCUCUUCAACAAGUGUGUUGGUCGAUGGCUUCACUGAUCCUUCAAACAACAAGAACAGGUUUUGCCUAGGGCUGCUCUCCAAUGUUAACCGGAAUUCCACCAUUGAGAACACCAGGCGGCAUAUUGGCAAAGGUACUGUGGGGUUUUGUUCAUAUUUGAAAGUGGAAAGAGAGGAGCUGGGAUGCAAGCAACAUUUGUUUGCCUCAAGGCUUCAUUGAGAAGCAACAUAUUCAGCGUUACACAAUGUAAUCUCCUUGCAAACAAGGAAAUUUUGACAACACAUAGAAACAGGGUUGCGCACGAUCCGACUUCCAACUGGACAGUUUUCUCCCAAAUUGUUUGGUUGGAAUAUAAACCUCUUGAGCUGCAACUAAGCUGGUGGAUCUAUUACUACACAAGGUUCUUAUAUAGGGGUUAAAAUCACUAUUGGGCUCCCUGAUGCAGCUACAGGAGUAUUAACAUAGCUUGCAAAAUAGUGGGGAAGGCUUUUUUGCAAAGGGCAGAGAAGUUGUCAUCUCUUGCUUUCCCAGUUCAGAAUCUGAAAUUGUUUCCAAGGUAAAAUAGUACUGAGAUCCAUAGGAGAAAAAGAGGAAUCACUUAAAAUUUAUCUUUAUCUUUUAUAGAAGUGUUUGUAUUACAGUAUAUGCCAUCUGUUUUAACCCAUAAUACCCCCAAUAUAUAAAACUAUAUAAAAAAAAUUAUGUGCUGUCUCCUUUAUUUUAAGAAGUGAAGUAAUUUAGUAAUGUUCUGGUUUUCUGUAUAAUUUGUCUUUCUAGAAGCAUUUGCUUUUUGUCUGUCUCUCUCUCUCUCUCUUUAACAAAUAAAAGAGAGAUGGUCUUGAGUGAAGACUAUAGCUUCUAUACUUUAAAUUGUCUUGGAAUAAAAAUAGUUUAGUCAAUUAUUUGUAUUAAUAAUUCCCUACUUGGUUUUGCUGGAAUAUGACUUUGGUUUUACAAAGCCAGAUAUGAACAAGGGAUACUUUCCCCCCCAGGGUAUGACUGGUAUUUUGGCUAUAUAAAAGAUGGUUUUCUCUUCCAGGUAUGUGUAAGACACAGUUGGGGACUAUCCACUACUGGUGCCUUUAAAACUAUUCAGAACAUGCCUUUUGGUGGUGCACUGAAGGACUUUUAAAAGUUUGAAUAGCAGCAGGGUUUUAAUCUUUUCCCCCUGUAACAGCCCCAUUCCUUACUAGGGAUCUAGUUAUGAACAAAUUAUUUAAUUACAUUUAUAUCUUCCGUUUCCUCCAAGAAGUUCAAGGUGAUACACAUGGCAUUUUAUUUAUCCUGUCAACGAUCUGUAAAAUAAGUUAGGCUGAGAGAUAGUAUUAACCCAGUUGAGCUUCAAUGUUUGAGGAGGCCGUUGAACCCUGUAGUAGAUACCCCCGGUACUAGUCUGACAUUCUGACCAUUAUGCCACACUGGUGGCCCAAUUUGAGAAAAUAGCUGUAGUUGAAUCAGUAUUAGUGCCUGGGACCUAUAGCUAUGCAGCACAUAGGAACUCCGAUUUCCUUUUACUAAAGGGUUCAGUAAAAUGUCUUAGCCUUAAAUUUUGCUUUUGAAAAUUAUCACACGCACACUACUAGAUUACCACUUUUAUUUUGCAAAGAAAUAUGCAUAUUUAAGAAGAUCUGCUAAAACUACAGUAAACCCCAAUCUAAAUAGAAGCUAAAACUCAGACCAGAUAAUAUGAAGAAGAACUUGGUUUGCUAAUGAGAGUUGAGCAGAUGUGGUUCUAUCCCAUUGGUUUCAUUACACACAAAUUCACCUGCAUCCCCUAGUUUUUAACUAGAAAAAUCUUUCAAAUCUAAGGAUAUGUGCAGAUGUCCAGAAAAGCAGAUGUCCAAAAAAUGUUGUCCAUACAGCAUGCGAAUAAUAAAUUUGGACAACUGCAUUUAUGCGGUUGGGCCAAGUAUGUAAAAUUCAUGCAUCACUGCGGAGAAGGUGUGUGAUUCUCAUUUGGACAACAGCACCAGAAAAUACUCAUACCCAUUAAUUGCUGCUUUGAAUACCUGCAGCAGUCUGAAGUGCUUUGACUUCAGAAUAAAACUAACAGAAUCAUGUCUCUCUUAUAGGAGUCCACCUGUAUUAUGUCGGUGGUGAAGUCUAUGCAGAGUGCCUUAGUGACAGUAGUAUAUUUGUGCAAAGUCGAAAUUGCAAUUACCAUCAUGGCUUCCACCCAACUACAGUCUGCAAAAUUCCAAGUGGCUGCAGUUUGAAAAUUUUCAACAACCAAGAGUUUGCUCAACUUCUGGCUCAGUCGGUGAACCAUGGCUUUGAAACUGUGUACGAACUCACCAAGAUGUGCACUAUCCGCAUGAGCUUUGUAAAGGUAAGCAAGGCUUUGGGGUGAGUGUGCCUUCACGAGGCCUUGGCCUGGGAAAAAGAAUGAACUUGAGUUGAUACUGUUAAAUUUUAGACCUCGCAUCAAUACAACUCUUGCUAUAAUAGCAACCUAGACAGACGAAGGCAUGUGCAUGCAAAUGCUGCCCAAAACUUAAAUCUUUUAGGGGCUGCUGCUGAGCCUGCUCAACAAAUCCUCCAAAAAAGUACUCUAGAGCUGAAGCCAAGUAAUACUUGAUUUUUUAAAAUUGCACUGUGUCUUUCAUGUUAAUCAACCUUAAAACUGAAAGAUAUUAACCUGGAUUUAGUGAAGUGUAGCUCUAGCUCCAGAAUCAGUGGCAGCACUUAAAAAAAAAAAAAAGUAAGAAAAUUAUAUCCACUUUAUUUGCACAAAAAAUCAUGUUCAGCAGCAAAUGUCUGUCAGUUAAAAAAACCCCAAUAAUAACAGUAAUAAAGCAAUAAAACUAUACCUUGUGACAGGAGAAAAAUCACCCCAGUGGGUCUAAUGCCUAUCAGAAAUGUCUUUCCUAUUAAGUGGAAGGCCGGUAAGAAGCUUGGUAGGUGCUCCCUGUGCAGGGAGUUCUAUAAUCUGGGUGCAGCCACUGAGAAAUAGAGAAAUGUUGUGUUUGGCUGACUUGUUCAGUGGUACCUUAACAUCCAUCAAAAAAAAUAAAUCUCUGAAUUUCUAGAAAUAAGGUGCACAGACACUGGAUACAAAAUAGAUGGCAGUGUGUAUGGGGGAAAAAUAGUAUAAAGAAUUGAGAGAGCAGCACUGCCUGACUAAACAUCAACAGGUGUUUUCCCUUGAAAGUAGAAGACAUUACAGCACAAGCUGCCCCACCCCAUUGAGCGUGAUCACUUACUUGGAAGAUUCAUGUCUUCAGGGCUUUCAAUCGGGCCCAUCUGGCAAGGUUUUAAAUCUACUUCAAAUUAAAAUUCAGAGAUCAGAAAAUGGUUGCGCUCCUUUAAUGCAAAAAAUAAAAAUAAUGUCUCCUUUAUUCAAUACGACGCCAUGUUACUGUCUUUGGAUUCUCAGAAUGCAAUUAAAUCUGUAGCAAGAAUUGUUGUAACAAUCACUCUGUGUUUCUAGGGCUGGGGAGCAGAGUAUCAUCGGCAAGAUGUCACAAGCACACCGUGCUGGAUUGAGAUUCACUUACAUGGUCCCCUUCAGUGGCUGGAUAAAGUUCUUACGCAGAUGGGCUCUCCUCAUAACCCAAUCUCUUCUGUGUCUUAA